CUGAACUUCUGGUCAUUGCCGGUCAAUACGCUAAACUGCACUGUGCACUGAGUAGAAGAUUAAGGCAAGAUUAAAACACUCUUAUAGCUAACAGCAACUGAGACUAACCUUGACACAAAUUAACUUGCUGCAUUUUAAGAAAAGACUGAAAAUCCCAUGAACCUUUUUAUCUCAACUUUUUGAGAACUUAGUUAAUAUCUAGGCAGCUGUACUUUUCAUGUUAAUCAGCUUUUUAAUCUAGACUACACACCAUCUUGGCUAACUAUGAAUGCUACCCGAGUAAACCAGUCGGACUGCCCCGAGGUGAAGGUCCCCGUCCCUCUCUUCCUGACCAUCGGCGUAGUGAGCCUGGCCGAGAACCUGCUGGUUGUGGUGGCCAUCAUAUGGAACAGGAACCUGCACUCGCCCAUGUACUGCUUCAUCUGCAGCUUGGCCGCCUUCAACACCAUCGCCAGCCUCUCCAAAACCUGGGAGACCCUGAUGAUUGUGUUCGCUGAUGUGGGGCAGCUGGAGAAGACAGGCUCCUCUGUGAUGAAGCUGGAUGAUGUGAUGGACUCCCUGCUUUGCAUGUCGUUCGUGGGCUCCAUUUUCAGUUUCCUGGCUAUUGCAGUGGACCGUUACAUCACCAUCUUCCAUGCACUUCGAUACCACAACAUCAUGACAAUGCGACGCACUGGUGCCAUGUUGGGCAUCAUUUGGACAACAUGUGGGGUGGUGGCCAUGCUCAUGGUGAGAUUCUUCGACUCCAAGUUCAUCAUGAUCUGCUUCGUUGCCUUUUUUAUCAUCUCCUUGGCAAUCAUUUGCUCCCUCUACGUCUACAUGUUCAUGCUGGCACGCAUCCAUGCCAGGAAGAUCGCCGCUCUGCCCACCAGCAGUGGCGGGAGGAGUCGACAUCAGCGGUGGCGGGGCAACAGCAUGAGAGGGGCCCUGACUCUCACCAUCCUGUUUGGGGCCAUCGUGGUGUGUUGGGCGCCGUUUUUCGUCCACCUUAUCAUUAUCAUGGUGUGCCCCAUGAACCCAUACUGUGAGUGUUACCGGUCGCUGUUCCAGAUACACGUGGUGCUGCUGAUGAGCCACUCCCUCGUCGACCCAGCCAUCUACGCCUUCCGCAUCGCUGAGCUCAGACAUACCUUCAGGAAGAUGCUGCUUUGUUCCCAAUGGAGGCGGUGCUCAUAGAGAAAAUCUAUUUACACUUUAUAAGUGCUUUACAUCCAUGGGAUUGCAUAUAUUUACACCUUGGAAUCAACAAUGCAUAGACCUGUACUGCCACUGAGCAGCUUUGGAUGGGUGAGGGCAAGGGCAGCAUUUACCUUUAUGGUGGAACAAGCAUGUGUGUGUUUGCAUGCACCCCUGCAAAACUGUGAGUGUUUCUGUGUAUGUUUUCAUUAUAUAACCGCCAUCUGCCCGUCUAACCACUCAUUUCUCUCAGGACUCGGAUGGGAUCUCAUUUUACCCCAAGUGUUAGUCUCCUCAAAUCCUGUUUAAAAUUACCCAUCUGCACCACAUUCACACAAGACACAUAUUUUCCAGAACCUGUUUUCCUCAAAGAACUUGUUAUAAUUUUUUCCACAUAGAUCACGACAUUGUGAAAUCCAUCACUCACAGGAGCAGCACAGCUACUGAUACAAACAAUAAUAUGAAAACAGCAGCUCACCAUUUUACCUUUUGCUUUUAUUCAGACACAUAAAUAAAAUAAUUCUUAUUAUUCAACAUAGCCAACACUAACAUAAGUCAUUUCAACUGAAGCUCACAUUUAUAUUUUUGCAUGCCGUCACUUAACCAUUAACUAACAUGAAAGAUGUCCCCCACAGCUGUUAAUAUCGUGACACUGCACAUUAAACAUAGGACUGAGCAUGCAAUCAUGUGGGCUUCUCCUCGGCCCGAUGUCGUAUUAAGUUCAGUGUUUUUGCUGCUGUUUCUGCAGGAACAAGUACUUCACAAUCAACAAUAACAAUGAAUCACAGAUAAUGUUGGAGGUGAAUGUACAAUGGAAUUAUUACUUUUUUCUUCAUUAUGUAAACCUAUAGAGAAAGGAAAAUACAUAUCAUUGUGCUAACUGAAGCACUUUUUUCCAUGUUGAGCAUGAUGUACAUGUUCUGUGUGCGUAUUCAUAUGCUUUUCUUUUUAAUAUCAUAAUUGCAAAGCACUUAUAAUAAAAAUUAAUGGAAGCUACAGCAAGGCCAUUACAACACAAUAUGUAAAAAACAUCCUUUUAAUACUGUUUGUUGUUUUCGUCUCCUAUCUCAUCGUCUAUAUGCAUAAAAAAUGGUUUGAAGAUACAAAUAAUACAAAUGGCUUGCUCUUUUUUU
Morone saxatilis (striped sea-bass) is the source of this 2309-nucleotide messenger RNA. RefSeq names its product melanocortin 2 receptor (gene mc2r). Gene Ontology annotation, cellular component: membrane. The record is from RefSeq and is a predicted model, not a curated record. Gene Ontology annotation, biological process: G protein-coupled receptor signaling pathway. NCBI's taxonomy places the organism in Eukaryota, Metazoa, Chordata, Actinopteri, Moronidae. Gene Ontology annotation, molecular function: melanocortin receptor activity. The coding region runs from base 265 to 1176 and encodes 303 amino acids. The transcript has 2 exons.